AAUCGGUUAAUUGAAAAAGAAAUUUGUUGUAGAGAAGUUAGGAGCGUAUAAAUUCCUACGUAUUGAACGGUUUUGAUUAAAUAAUAUAAAAAGUGUACCUAACAUUAAAUAAUAAAGUGUACAUCUGUCGAAUAUUGUUUAAAGUGAAAAUAUUUGUUUAUAGACUGAUAAGUUACGACAAACAAUAAUAUUUGAGAUAAAUUAUUAGUGAAGUGUAAAAAGAUUAUUUAAAAAGCCUCUAAAAAUACAAAAGAAAAAUGGGAAAAGACUAUUACAAAAUUUUGGGAAUUAACAAAAAUGCCACCGAGGAGGAAAUCAAAAAAGCCUACCGGAAAUUGGCACUAAAAUAUCAUCCCGAUAAAAAUAAGUCACCUCAAGCAGAAGAACGUUUUAUAGAAAUAGCAGAAGCUUAUGAGGUACUAUCAGAUAAAAGCAAACGAGAUAUAUAUGAUCAGUAUGGUGAAGAGGGCCUUAAAGGUGGCAUACCUGGCGGUGGUAAUGAAUCAGGUGGCGGUACUAACACAUAUACAUUCCACGGUGAUCCGCGUAGCACAUUUGCACAAUUCUUUGGCUCAUCUGAUCCGUUUAGUUUCUUCUUUGACAAUAGCGGAGGCGGUGGUAUUCCACACGGUACAUUCCAAACUCAGAGUAUGUUUGAUGAUGGUGAAUUUACACAAAUGCCUGGCGGUCUAGGCGGGGCAUUCCGUUCACAAUCAUUCAAUGUACAACCAAAUCGGAAGCGACAAGCUCAAGAUCCGCCUAUUGAGCAUGAUUUAUAUGUUACAUUAGAAGAGAUCGACAAGGGUUGUGUAAAAAAAAUGAAAAUAUCGCGUAUGUGUCAUGGUGCGGAUGGUAAUUCUCGGAAAGAGACGAAAGUAAUAAAUAUCAAUGUGAAACCGGGGUGGAAGGCUGGUACCAAAAUAACUUUUCAACAAGAAGGUGAUCAAAAGCCUGGCAAAAUACCCGCCGAUAUUAUUUUUAUUAUUCGUGAUAAGCCACAUCACCUGUUCAAACGUGAUGGAAAUGAUCUCAAAUAUAGUGCAGUAAUCUCCCUAAAACAAGCAUUGUGCGGCACAUUAGUACAAGUUCCAACACUGCAAGGUGACCGUAUCGGCUUGAAUAUGCAGAAUGAAAUUAUCAAACCAAGCACUAUUAAGCGAGUAUCAGGGCGUGGCCUACCAUAUCCUAAGGAACAAAACCGUCGUGGUGAUUUGCUGGUAUCGUUUGAUAUCAAAUUUCCUGACACAUUGCAUCAUGACGCGAAAGAAGUGCUAAAUGAUUUGCUGCCAAACUAAAUGGAUGCGAGGUCUAUUACAUCGGGAGGUAAAACAUUCUUAUCAAAUUUAAAACAAUUAUUGCAACGGCAGGAGAAAACAACAAACAUUAAUAUAUUUAUUAUAUAAGAAAUUAUAUUGCUUGCAAAACAUGCCGAGUCCAUAUACA
This is a messenger RNA of Teleopsis dalmanni, 1443 nucleotides long. RefSeq names its product dnaJ protein homolog 1-like. Gene Ontology annotation, biological process: negative regulation of transcription by RNA polymerase II. Gene Ontology annotation, cellular component: cytosol. The record is from RefSeq and is a predicted model, not a curated record. The transcript has 2 exons. Bases 258 to 1295 code for a protein of 345 amino acids. Lineage: Eukaryota; Metazoa; Arthropoda; Insecta; Diptera; Diopsidae. Gene Ontology annotation, molecular function: protein-folding chaperone binding.